This is a messenger RNA of Verticillium dahliae VdLs.17, 1589 nucleotides long. RefSeq lists its product as uncharacterized. NCBI's taxonomy places the organism in Eukaryota, Fungi, Ascomycota, Sordariomycetes, Glomerellales, Plectosphaerellaceae. The transcript is spliced from 2 exons. The coding region runs from base 45 to 1133 and encodes 362 amino acids. The record is from RefSeq and is a predicted model, not a curated record.
AGCCUUCAUCUACGAACCGACGAGCAACUCAAGCGACCCCCGAAAUGGAGGGCAACCUCCCAUCCCCAGAUUAUGCCUACGAUAUGGAGUGGAAGUGGCCUUGGGCCAAGUUCGAACUGCCUCCCAACGCGCUGUUCACCACACUCCAGGAACGAUUCAACACUCGCCAGUGUCCUAUCCAAGAUCCCUAUGCUUUUCACCAGGAUGUCUGCGAAUCUGCCGACUACUCUGCCACAUUGGAAGAAUUUUAUACUCAGUUAUCCGCGAGGAGGGAUGAGCGAGUUCGCGAACUCAACGAGGCAUGGGCGGACAUUGCUUCCCUGCUCGCAUGGUCAUCCAACUGGAAUUGCGCUGGGUGCGAGCAACAAACGCCCGGCGAAAGUUCCGAGAACGACGACGUAACCAGCCGAUGGAGCAAGUUCUGCGACCUGUCUCGAACCAUGUCGUUCGACUCCAUGGUGCGGUUCUUCGACGGCUGGUGCAGGGACAGGCGCAGAAUUGAGACCCAGCAGUACUUGGAUCUCAAGAGAGAUGUGCAGGCUUUUCGGGAUCGGAAACCGAUCAAGUUUCCAAUCAACCGUGUUACAAGCGACGCCGUUAAUUCCGAAGCAGCAACAACAAGGGACGGUCGACUAUCGUCCACACCCGAAGCCUUUCGACCUGUGUCCCCGGAGUCAAUAGUGUAUAACAUCAACAACGAGGGCAGGAAAGAGGGGGAGGUGGUGGAAAAGCAGAAGGAAUCUUCUCAAACUACUACCGCCAAGGUCUCACGCGAACAUUUCAAAUCCGAAAUAGGGCCUCUUGGACCUACCCAAGAGGAGAGCCGUCACGACAAAUAUGUGUCGAAAGCGCACCGCACCACGGCUGAUGUCGAUUACCCCGCACCCCGGAACUCGAAACGAGCCAUCACUACACGAGAAGAACUACAAGAAGGAGAUUCCACGGACGGCCAGGCUUUGCACAGCAAGAAGCGACGACGGAUAUCACAAGAGCAUCAUGAUGGCUGCAUCAUGGGACGCUCUGGCGUCGAGAAUCAUCGGAUGAGCAAGAAAACGUCUGGCGAAGUGCCAGAUCAGCAGGCGGAAAGUCGAGACGUAUGGGACAGGAGUCUGAGUCCAGAAACAGGGCAUUAAUGAUUCUACAUAUCGCUAGUUCUCAACAUUCCCUAAAGGCCCAAGAGUGGAGUUUUGAAUGGCAUCCAUUACUUCAAUGAACCCUUCCAUGGUACCUAGGACUUCUCAGUACGGGACGCUAACAUGGCAGGUCCCGGCCGGCAAGACUGGCGCGAUGAUCAUUGACUCAGCCUCCACGAGGUUACCACGACCCUUUGCUUGGUAUUGCUGGCGGUAUUUCCCCAUUUCCCAGAAGAGUAGUACGCAAACAGAUCGUGAGAUCGUCCACGUGCCAGACAUGGAUUCUGGAUCAUACUCCAUUCUGGCAAUUUUCCAUCGAUCAACUUGAGCCCGCUUCCAUCCCCAGGGCUUUGUGCUAGAAUCGCCUGGCGCCCGAGUCUGCUUAGUUGGGUAACUGUCCCAGAACAGCCGUGAGGCUAGAUUAGAGAGGGUAAAAUGUAAAAAAAAGUAAGCAAA